AUGGUGUUCCAAUCUAGUGGACCAAAAGUAUUCAACCGUAUGGCGGAUAUUAAGGAAAGAGAACCGGAAGUCGCUUCCAAACCCUCAAAAUCGGAAUCUCCAGAGAUAGGAUUAAAGUGCCUACUUCCUCGAAUACUUUGCGCGGCUGUUGCCGUUAUCGGAGUUAUUCUGUUGGUACGGGAUUGGUGGCGUAUGAAGGGGGUAACUGGACGUAAUAAUGCCUUGGAAGUUGAGUACAAGUUUUAUACGUCGAUGUAUCCUGGAGUGGAACGUCGCGACAUGGUGCGGAUCUUUGUAGGGUUCCAUAAGAUGUUGGAAAUAAAAGAUAUUUAA
Molecule: messenger RNA, 333 nt
Organism: Orbilia oligospora ATCC 24927
Lineage: Eukaryota; Fungi; Ascomycota; Orbiliomycetes; Orbiliales; Orbiliaceae
Exons: 2
Coding region: 1-333 (110 amino acids)
Source: RefSeq, a predicted model, not a curated record